This is a messenger RNA of Symbiodinium pilosum, 831 nucleotides long. The record is from the annotation of a GenBank genome assembly. Lineage: Eukaryota; Dinophyceae; Suessiales; Symbiodiniaceae.
AUGGAUGCCAGCGUUAGCAACAUCACUUACCAAGGGAAGGACCUUGACUCCCUGGAGCUCGGCGGACAGAUUGCUUGGGCGGAGCCAAACCUCAUGGAGCGAGUGCAAGGCUACAUGGUCUACCUGUCCGUCUUGUCGGAUGGCACCGGCAGGUCGCAGGUUGGUGGCGAAGUUCCAGCAGGCACCUACGACACAGCUCUGUUCCCGGAACAGCCGCGUGGGUCCUUUGACUUCUUCACAGUGCCUCGGCCGCCCACGCUGGUUGUGAGAUCAUUUUACAAAUCGCUCAGUGAAAAGCAGUCCAGCCUUGUGGAACAGACCACGCCUGUAUACCUCGCAAUAGAGGACGAAGUUUCCUAUGCCCGCAACGUGAGCUUCAUCGAUGAUGACCUGGACGAGCUCGAGAUAGGCAUCGCAUGGCAGUGCUCUCCGGGCGGCUGGCUGCAGUGGAGAGCUCCGGAAGAUUUCAGCGAAGUCACCCACUACAUCGUGUACUUGGCUGAAAAUGAAGCCGGCUCGAACCGCAGCCUCUUGGGAAACGUCACUGUUGGGACGCACGAGUUCCUGGUGCCCGCAGAUAUCGGCUUGGAAUCUUUCAAGCUUCUCCAGCUUCAAGCAUUUAGAAGUCCAGGGCAGCGUGGGGUUACGAGCUUUCAGGUUUUGAUUCGAGGGCUUAGAACCUUGGAUUUGGGGCCGAAACUUGUCGAUUCCAAGUCUCUGGAUUUUUACAUGAGGUUUCCAGCGAGGCAAAGACUGUGGGUUGAGGAUCUCAAGCCUGAAAUCGAUGUCAACAUAGCGCACUGGCUUGAACCAAAGCCCACAUGUUUUUGA